GGCCGCGUGCGUCACAACCCGGGCGCCUGCCGCGCCCGUCCAGCUCGCCAGCCCGUCGGUCCCCGCGGCGGCGGCGGCGGCGGCGGCGGUGGCGGUGGCUGCGGCCGGGUGACAGCACCAGCGGCGCCAGGCUGGCUUGGUAGCAGAAGGGUCGCGCGGCCCGCACAACAAACGCAGACCCGGCCGAAACAAGGCGCGGCGCGAGGAAGGCCGAGGCGGGCCGCGCGGGAGACCGCGGGCGCCGAGUGACAGGCCGACGUGAGGGAGUGCGCAGGUUGCAGCCGCCGGCGGCCCCGACCCGCCAGUUCCCUCGGACGUCGCCGGCAUGAGCCACAUCCAGAUCCCGCCGGGGCUCACGGAGCUGCUGCAGGGCUACACCGUGGAGGUGCUGCGGCAGCAGCCGCCCGACCUCGUCGACUUCGCGGUGGAGUACUUCACACGCCUGCGCGAGGCCCGCGCCCAGGAUUCAGACACGCUCAUCGCCACCCCGACGACCUUUCACGCGCAGGAGUCCAGCGCGGUCGCCUUCGUCGAAGAGGACGGGAAGAGUGACACCGACUCGGACGAUCUGAACCUGGAAGUUCCGACACCUAGCAGAUUUACUAGAAGAGUGUCAGUCUGUGCAGAAUCCUAUAACCCUGAUGAAGAAGAGGAAGAUAGUGAUCCAAGGGUGGUUUAUCCCAAAACUGAUGAGCAGAGAUGCAGGCUUCAGGAAGCUUGCAAAGAUAUUCUUCUUUUCAAAAACCUUGACCAGGAGCAGCUUUCUCAAGUUCUCGAUGCCAUGUUUGAAAGGAUAGUCAAAACUGACGAGCAUGUCAUUGACCAAGGAGAUGAUGGAGACAACUUUUAUGUCAUAGAACGGGGAACCUAUGACAUUUUAGUAACAAAAGAUAAUCAAACACGUUCUGUUGGUCAGUAUGACAACCGUGGCAGUUUUGGAGAACUAGCUCUGAUGUACAAUACCCCGAGAGCUGCUACCAUUGUCGCCACCUCAGAAGGCUCCCUUUGGGGAUUGGACCGGGUGACUUUUAGAAGAAUCAUAGUGAAAAACAAUGCAAAAAAGAGGAAGAUGUUUGAAUCAUUUAUUGAGUCUGUGCCACUCUUUAAAUCACUAGAGAUGUCAGAACGAAUGAAGAUUGUGGAUGUGAUCGGAGAAAAGUUCUAUAAGGAUGGAGAGCGAAUAAUCACUCAGGGUGACAAGGCUGACAGCUUUUAUAUUAUAGAGUCCGGGGAAGUGAGCAUCUUGAUUAAAAGCAAGACUAAAUCGAACAAGAACGGUGGGAACCAGGAAGUUGAGAUUGCCCACUGCCAUAAGGGGCAGUACUUUGGAGAGCUCGCACUGGUCACCAAUAAACCCAGAGCUGCUUCUGCCUAUGCGGUUGGAGAUGUCAAAUGCUUAGUUAUGGAUGUUCAAGCAUUUGAGAGGCUUCUGGGACCGUGCAUGGACAUCAUGAAGAGGAACAUCUCACACUAUGAGGAGCAGUUGGUGAAGAUGUUUGGCUCCAACUUAGAUCUGAUGGAUCCUGGGCAGUAGAUGCGGUGAAUGUCAGAGCCUUCUCAGUGUGACACCAAAACCUUCCAGUCAGCCACAGAACACACAGAAAACAGACACGACAGAACCGGUCCUGCUGCUGUCACGGCUGCUGCCAUUGCUGUGGUUAAAGGCAUUUAGAAAUCUUGAAAGUCAGCACUGAAAGAUGGACAGAGGCUCCACCCACACCUCCACUUUGCUUCUGAAAGCCCAUCAUUAGACCACUUAUGUAACGAUUCCUUCAACCCAGUUUUCACAUUUUUGGUUCAGAAUGGCAUGUCUCUCCAGCAAUUUAAGUGCCUGAUACAAAGUCCAAAGUGUAAACAUCCUCCUUUCCUCCUUGCUGCUAAUGUUUGCUUCUGAAAGUUACCCUAAGGUCUGCAGAAACCUGUUGAAUAACUGUAGACACCGCCGUAGUCCUUCUCAAGAGAGGGAUUGGUACAGCCUUCUAUCUCCUCGUUUGUCUGAGAAAGUCCACAGUGUGUUCACAAUUGCUGCUUUUGCUUUCCCAGUGGAAAAUGGUGGCAAUUAUAAUGGAGCCUUGUGCCCCAGUGGCCCUGUACUGUCUGCCAGCAGCUGCACACCAUAGAGUUGUGUCCAAGACCAUAGUGAUGCCCAGAAAAAGGCCUGUUGAAGGCCCAGCAGGUCCAUGCAGAGCAGACUGAUGGCUUAGAUUCACAUUAGCAGGAAACGGGCUCAGCACUGUUUCCAGCCGUAAAGAGCCAGGAAAGGUUAGCUGGGUUAGGGAUUUGCUGUUUGUUUUUAGUAAGUUUUGUUUUGUCUUUUUCUAACCUCUGUGCAAUUUGCAUUAACAAAUUGUCCAUUUCUGUGGGGCAAAUGGGAGUUGGUUAGCUCAGCUGCUUAGAGCGUGGUGCUCCUACAAGGACAGGGUCUGGAGGUGUUAUCAGGUUACCUGACCUGAGUGUUCCCUGAGCAACCCUUGCCAUGUCUUGGUGGCAUUGCUGCACUGACAGCAGGUUGUGCUGCGCAGAGAACCUUUUCCAGCUCCUUCCAGCAUUGCUGCAUAGCUUGGCUAGUGAGCAUCAACUUUUAAACUCUUAAGAAGCUAACUUUUUUUUAAGGAAAUUAUUUCUCUAUUUAGGGGAUUCACCUUGGACAUAUUCCUAUACAUGUAGUUUGUCAACUAACUGACUCAGACAUUUGUCCUAAAUCUCUCUUUCCAAAACUUGGUAUCACUGGGACAGGGGUGGGCAAGGCUCAGUGGCAGAACACUUAUGUAGCAUGUGCAAGGCCCUGGGUUUGCUGUCCAACACCAUAACAACCACAGGAAGAAAGGGUACCAUUUAUAAACAUUGACUUACUGUGAAGGCCUUUCUGUCUCUCUCAGCUUCUGCCGUGGUCACUGGAGCCAAGAAAUGUCCAGAAUAGAUGAGUCACCACCAUUUUGGUAAUUACUCACAUUUUCUGUGUCCCAUGGAGUAAAGCAGGCUCUGCAGACUGCCCUAGGAGCUGCUACAGCUCUAGGAAUUGUUCGGUUGUAACUGCUACUCCAAAGCAGGCAGCUAGCACUGGAAAACCUUUGUGAUCCCAAAUUUUCCUAAGGUCCUUUUCUACGGUAUUGCUUUCUUAAAUAAAUCAGACCUUGUACUUUGACUGAAUAAUACCUGAUUCUUGCCAAGGUAAGAGGUGCAUUGGGCUCCAGGAGCAGCCCAAAAGCCCAGCCCUCAGACCUUAGAAGGACUCUGAAACCCCACCUCAGCCUCCAUGCCAGCAUGAGUUAGGGCUGGCUGUGAAUCUCAUGCCGAAGAUAUUCCUACAGGCUGCCCUCACAUCCCUGUCUAAUCUUCAGAGUACCCCUUGUCACCCUCCUGCUCCCUUACAGAUUAGACGUCAUCAGGUAUAAGUUCUGCUGUAAUUACUGAUGGAACCCUCUCUGCAGUGUGACCCCUGUGUUGGGGGCCUGGGAGAGAUUCCUCUAGUCAAGGAACUAGUGGGAGCCACGAGAGACAUAGCUGCUACCACAGUGCCAGGACCGACAGUGUUCCAGUUCUCUGCCGCUCAGAGACUCAAGGUCACAGUGUUCUCAUGCCAGCAACCCCUACUGCCGACAGUUGAGCCCCAUAGGGCAGGGUGUCCCCUCUGUUAGUGCACACUUCUGAGGAUUAGAGCUCUCCCCUCUUCCCUGGCUUUGCUGUGGACUUAGGCUGAUAGAGAAUAGUCCUCACAGCCUGGAGGUCCAACUGCAGGAUUUUCUCCUUUCUGUGCCCAGCUCUGCCCUCUCACUCUUCUCUCAAUUAAAUUCUUUGCAGGACGGACUUUUGUGUUCUUGUCCUCUGACUUCAUCGUUUUCAUAAAGAAUUCUGUGUCCCUGAUACAGAGUCUCAGAAAUCAGCAUUGAGCAGUAUAGCGAGCAAAUUCAGCAGCAAAGUGGCUAAAAGAAAAGAGUUCUCCAGCUGGACAGGUCCAGAUUCUCUGCUCGUGACGGUGGAGCCGUUAGGUGCUGCUGGCACCCUGGUGCCUGGGCACACAGUGUUUUAUGGCAUAUCACAGCCUUCGUUUUUAAAAGAUGAAAGCAUUUUGCACAGAGAAAGAAAAGGACCCAUGAAUGUCAUCUUUUAUCUUUCUUGGUCAGUUGAUACUGAAAUUUUUGUUUUUGAUACACAUUUGUAAGCCAAUCUCGCCAAGUUCUGAGUUUUGAUUUUCACUACGAUUACCUCUUAUUCCUCCUGUCUUGACUGCUGACGUUCCUCCGUGAUUCUAAUGUCUAUUUUAUGGGAAGCAGCCUUCCCAGGGGUUUCCUAUUACACACUGCAGGGCUAUCUUUAUACUUAAAAAAAGAAUGAAAACUGUCGCUCACCUCAUGGGGGAUUUGCAGAAAACCAUUUAGCCCACCUUGAGCAAAGGUUAGAUUCCUUGGGUUUUGUUGUUUUGUUUUUAAUUCAUUGUAAUAAAAAAAUCCAACUAAGCAUUAUUGUGCUACCUCAGAGGUAAAUACAUUCUAAGGUCAUCUUUUGGUCCUGAGUUCUAUACAUGUUGUUUAAAAUGUCUUUCAAUUGGAAUUAUUUUUUAAAUUGUUGGGGUGAAUCUUAUUUUAACCUGUUUACACUUGUGUUUUAAUCUCAAAAUAAUAUAUAUGAUUGGAAAGCAAACAAUUUUUGAUCUAUGGUGUUGAAUAUAAAAUUAAAAGUUACUGAGAAUUAAUCAUUGUUUGCUAUAAACAAGGUUGAGGGGUUUUUUGUUUUGUUUUUAAAGGAAACUCUAGGGCUCGGCUUCACUCUUGAUUAAUAAAGGCUGACAAAUCAUGUA
Microtus oregoni (creeping vole) is the source of this 4798-nucleotide messenger RNA. RefSeq names its product protein kinase cAMP-dependent type II regulatory subunit alpha (gene Prkar2a). Gene Ontology annotation, molecular function: cAMP-dependent protein kinase regulator activity. The transcript has 11 exons. Gene Ontology annotation, biological process: regulation of protein phosphorylation. Bases 326 to 1534 code for a protein of 402 amino acids. The record is from RefSeq and is a predicted model, not a curated record. Gene Ontology annotation, cellular component: cAMP-dependent protein kinase complex. Lineage: Eukaryota; Metazoa; Chordata; Mammalia; Rodentia; Cricetidae.